Messenger RNA from Suillus clintonianus, 1224 nucleotides. RefSeq lists its product as uncharacterized. The transcript is spliced from 3 exons. NCBI's taxonomy places the organism in Eukaryota, Fungi, Basidiomycota, Agaricomycetes, Boletales, Suillaceae. The record is from RefSeq and is a predicted model, not a curated record. Bases 1 to 1224 code for a protein of 407 amino acids.
AUGCCGCAUCGAUUCAUCGACUAUCUUCCAGGCACAUCUACACACCUCGCACACAUGCCUCCAACCAUCCAACAGCAACGUGCAGGCAUUUUGAGUGACAGGAAUACAGCCUCAGGUCACAGUGCUAUGGCGCCAUCAUCCCAACCCUCACCACUGCCCUCUAAUCUACCUGAUCCUCCACCCCUGCUCACCCCCUUUGAAACACAACCGGAUACAUUUGGUCUGUAUAGCAUAUACCCAACUCGUCCCACUCUAGCCCCAGAGGCUGAUCACACACUGGAGGGUGUAACAGACGCCCCCACACUAGAGGGGUUACGUGCUACCCUUCGCGAAGUGCGCCUGGGAGUCUCUGCAGAAAUCAGUGAUGAUGAUCUGUUUGGAGCAUUCACAAACCCAUCGUCAGCCCUACUGAUGACUUGGCACUAUUCUGGCACUGACUUAGUUGGGUUCAGUCAUGCACGAGAGAUCAAACGACUCGAUGACUACCUCGAGCGUAAAUCAAAUCCCUUCUGCGAAGAGUACGGGUGGCAGCAGUCAACUGUCAAAAUUCGCUUAUCCAAUGAGAGGGCCAAGUUUCCCUCAGAGAAUGACGCCCCCCAACUUGAGAUCUCUGGUGUUUACCAUCGCUCUCUCACAGAUAUCAUCACUCAAACAUUUGAGGAUGACGUAUCCACUAGCUUCAAUAUGACUCCAUUCCGCCAGUACUGGAAUGCGCCAGAUAAUCGAACUCUGGAAGUCUUCUCUGAAUCCUACGCCUCUCCUGAAAUGAUAAAAGCUUACGAAGAAGUGAAUGCCAUCCCACGAGAUCCUGGUGAUGACCUCGAGCACGUUGUUGCCUCGCUAAUGGUCUGGUCUGAUGCCACUCACUUGGCAAGCUUUGGCGACGCAUCCCUUUGGCCCUUCUAUCUAUUCUUUGGCAAUCAAUCCAAAUACACACGAGGAAAGCCUACUGCUCGUGCAUGCCAUCACUUGCCGUACAUUCCCAAUAUCUAUAUUGAUAUAUUCGGUGAACCAACCUCGAGCAGCACCUAUACACACCUCAAACGUGAAUUGAUUCACGCCAUCUGGGAGUUAAUUCUUGAUGGAAAGUUCAUGGAAGCGUACAAGCAUGGCAUUGUAAUUUGCUGUGGUGAUGGGAUUACGCGAAGAGUAUUCCCCCGGUUUUUCUCAUAUUCUGCGGAUUACCCCGAAAAGUUAGUCAAUCCCAACACGCUGGUCAACUGA